AUGGAGACAAGCCCGAAGAGAAAAAACAAACACUCUGUGAAACCAUCGCAUAAUAAAACUAAACCAGCCAAGACUAAUUCCCAUUUCUGGAAGGUUUAUGCUUUCUUCAGAUCAAACCUUAUUGUAACCACAUUGAUAUUAGUACUGUUGUUGGCAUUUGUUCUAAAAUAUUACGAAGAUGUGCACGAUUCGUAUAGCAACUUUAAGAAAAUGGAUGAAAACAUUUACGAAAUCCUCGAGGUGUCGAGGGACGCUAAGGAUUCUGAAAUUAAGGCUAAAUAUCGUGAAUUGUCAUUAAAAUGGCAUCCUGAUAAGAAUAAAGAUUGCGUAGAAUGUGAAAAACGUUUUUUGAAAAUUAAAGAGGCAUAUAAGAUUAUACUUAACCCAUAUCUGCGUGAAUUAUAUGACAAAACAAGCGGAUAUACAGUUGAUGUUAUACCCUCAAAAACAGUUAACUUGACCCUCUCAAAUUAUCCAGAGCUAGUUGGACCCGACGUCUGGGUGGUACAAAUAUACUCAGAUGAUAACGCUCGUUGCAAGGCUUUUUCAGCACUUUGGGAUGAAUUUGCGACAAAAUAUCAAAAAUUCGCUAAAUUCGGAAGAAUUAAUGUCUUUUUAGAACAGAAACUACUGAAGAAACUAAAUGUCAACCCUAAAAUUCAUCCAGCAUUACUAAUGCUACAUAAUAAUAAAUACGAUCUAUUUCCCAAUGAUGUAUUGAAUAAUUUGAACGUGUUGAGCGGUUAUUUUGUAAAGAAUUACCCAUUCACCUGCAACCACGUUAAAAGUUAUAAAGAAUUUAAAGCCGUAAAUAAAAAGAAUAAACUGCUAUUAUAUAAUAAAAGGGUUGGAAUUAAUUCAGAUGUUCCAUUGAAUUUAAAGUACCUGUGCAUGAGAUUCAACAAGGUCCUUCCCAUGUAUUACACAAGUAGUGAUGUGAAGGAGGAAGUGGCACAAGAAGUUGUGAAUACAGACGCAAAACAAAAACUCACUGACUCAAAAAAUACACUAUUUGUAGGCUUUUAUGACAAUAAUGAGCUGAAGUACAUGGUGAACAACAGUACAAGUAAUUUGACUAAACUGGAAAAAUUAUUUUACACACUAUUUACCCUGAAUGUUUUUGAAAUGGACUCUGAUUUGAACGUACUGUGCAGUAGAUAUAAUAUAAAGGAGCGAUUGUGUGUCUUUACAACGAGUGAGGACCUGGAUUUGCACGAAAUGUACAAGAAUUAUGAAAUGUACAACGAAGUGGAGAAGAACGCUGAGCCAGUUGUAGCUGAAGAAAAUGAGAAGGUUGAGGUAGAGGAAGUUGAGACAGAUGGAACAGUAAAACCCAAGAAAACGGAAGAGCCAAACCAAUUGCUGUCGAACAGAGAUUUGCAAUUUGUAAAGGUUGACCACAAACACAAGUCAGAACUGGGUACUGGUAAGAACUCAGUGAUGCUUGUUAAUUUACACAAAAAUUCAUACUUCCUACUGGGGGAUUUUGAUGAAGCUUUGGCCUCUAAGCUCUUGAAUGACGAGGUUGAUAUAACUUGGACUAAACUACCAAGCAAACUCCAUGCGCUAUUUUUCUCCAAGAGUAAAUUUUACGAUUUUUUAAAUGCUCUAAAGGCGAAAUUAAUGUAA
Molecule: messenger RNA, 1629 nt
Organism: Theileria annulata
Lineage: Eukaryota; Apicomplexa; Aconoidasida; Piroplasmida; Theileriidae
Exons: 8
Coding region: 1-1629 (542 amino acids)
Source: RefSeq, a predicted model, not a curated record